AUGGCACCUCAGAACGACGGAAAUACGAUAUUCUUGACAGAGAAAGAGGCGGAUCGCAUCCAGAAUACGGUUAAAGCCAGGUUGAAGAAAUGUUCCGAACUUGCUGGCAGUGCGCGGGAACCGAGGGACUCGAUAUCAGCUAUCCAGCAAGCUACUGGCGCGUCUCUCAUGUUAGAUAUGGGCGGCGCAGCGGACCCCGACCUGACCCAGCCAGUAGGUAAAGGACAGACAUUACCAGCGCUUGGCGUCGGGCAGCCCUAUCCACCAUGCAUCAUCCCGCUCCAGGAUUUACAGCCUAUGAAACUGGCCGAUCUUCAAAUGGAUACUCAUCAUUGUGGCCGUCGCCUUACUGUGAAACGUCCGCGCCGCUGUCCAGUAGUCAUCCUUGCGGCAAGGUCGUGGACCAUGGUGCAGGACGAAGCGGAACACGAGACAGAGCGCUUAGAGAUGUGCCUGCACAAGUCAAGACACGGCGAAGACGUCCUGGAGUCCGCCUCUCUUUAUAUCAUUAAGGAACCUUAUUUCACUCUCACAAAUCAAGGCGAGCCUACACUUCGGAUCGACCAUCCUUCCGAUCUCAUCAUCUGUAGGGAUGAGGUGGAUAACGGGAGUCUAAUCUUGGGCAAUGAAGUAAUUAGCCAGGCUGAGGACGCAGCUGCAGUAGAGAAGAUCGCGAGAACAUGCAAAGACAAGGGCAAUGCCGCGCUCAAACAACAGGAUCUACCGCUAGCUCACGCCAAAUACACUGAAGGUCUGAAAGUUGCUCGGCAAGAAGUUCUAUCUAACAGUAAUCCCGACCUAACUCGGGACAUUUCUCGCAAUCGCGCUCACGUUAACCUCCUUCUGAGUCAACUAGACGAAGCAAAGACUGAUGCGAAAGCCUCUCUCACUGGCAGAGACGACCAGCGAUCCAAAGAUCUCGACACCAAGGCUUAUUUCCGUGCCGGCUGUGCUGCUUACAAUCUCGGCGAAUAUGAAGAGGCGAAAAGUUUCUUUGGUGAGCAACAGAAGCUCACGCCUAGUGACAGAGACGCAAGGGCCUAUCUCCGAAAAAUCGAGAUGCGGCUCCGCGAGCAAGAGACAGGAAGAUAUGAUUUCAAGAAGCUCAGAGCCAACCUGUCUCGAGCGCGUCCGCGGGUUGAUGCAGCAACUUUCACCAGCAAUACCACGGUGAAAGAGAGUCCAGGACGAGGGCGUGGCCUGUUUGCAGCUCGUGGACUAGCUACCGGGGAGGUCAUCAUGUGCGAAAAGGCUUUCUGUGUGGUCUACGGUCAUGAAGGCAACACUCUGACGGCCAUGACCUACGACGUACGAGACGAGCGGAUCAGAGUGUCACCUGUCGGAUUAGGCUUGGCGGUCAUACAAAAGCUUCUCAGCAAUCCCUCCCAGAUCGAAAAGUUCAUGGAUCUUCGCGGCGAGUACCAAGGCGACGGCAAAAAUGUAUCGAUGACUGAAGAUGGCCCAGUCAUCGAUACCUUGCGAGUCCACGACAUUGUCUCCCGCAACGGCUUUGGCCUGGGUAGCCAGUAUGGCGAGGAAGACGCUAGCAACGCGAGUACCGGUAUCUGGAUUUGGACCGCUUACGCCAACCACUCUUGCAUUGCCGCCAAUGCGGAGAAGGAGUUCAUCGGCGACCUGAUAGUUCUUCGCGCCACUCGACCUAUCCCCGCCGGCGAAGAGAUCUUCAUCAGCUACGAUUGGUCGAGCGACUAUGAUGCAAGGCAGUCGAACUUGAUGACUACCUGGGGUUUCGAAUGUGACUGCGCCCUGUGCGUUGCGGAAAAGGCUGACGAUCCCGCCGUGCGGAACAAGCGGCGAGAGCUGGAGGGCGAGGCGGAUGCCUUCAUCGAGAGGGAGCAUUGGGCUAAGGCGAAGAGGGUCGUCAUUGCGAAGGCGCAGCGGCUUGCAAAGGCUAUUGAUGAGACUUAUGAUGGUGAGAGAUAUAAGGGAGUGCCUCGCGUGGCGUCACUGAGAAUUCUGGAGUGGCUUGAAAAAGCGAAGUAGCAGUGCGAGAUAUUGAUACCACGCGUACCGCAUCAAUGGACCAUUUUGGGUAUGAUCCAAAUGAUACGCUGGUAAGCAAGUGGUCUGGAUUUCUUCCAUUGCUUUCUGGCCACUCUCUCCGUGCCUACCUGUACUUCGUAUGCACGUGACUUAGGUCCUAAAUAAUCUCGCGCUUCCAGCGCGCAAAAGAUCGACGAGGCAUCACGGGCUGAGGAAUGUUAUCACGUGAUUCGAAUCUAUCCUGUUCUCGUACUCACUACUAG
Messenger RNA from Mytilinidion resinicola, 2267 nucleotides. Its product is annotated as tetratricopeptide. Gene Ontology annotation, molecular function: protein binding. The transcript has a single exon. Bases 1 to 2004 code for a protein of 667 amino acids. Lineage: Eukaryota; Fungi; Ascomycota; Dothideomycetes; Mytilinidiales; Mytilinidiaceae. The record is from RefSeq and is a predicted model, not a curated record.